Onychostoma macrolepis is the source of this 1384-nucleotide messenger RNA. Its product is annotated as sorbitol dehydrogenase-like. The record is from RefSeq and is a predicted model, not a curated record. Gene Ontology annotation, biological process: D-sorbitol catabolic process. The coding region runs from base 104 to 1168 and encodes 354 amino acids. The transcript has 9 exons. Lineage: Eukaryota; Metazoa; Chordata; Actinopteri; Cypriniformes; Cyprinidae. Gene Ontology annotation, molecular function: L-iditol 2-dehydrogenase (NAD+) activity; zinc ion binding.
GAUGUCCGUGAGGGACAUCAGUGCAUAUGUGAAAGAAAGCGGGCAUGAUCCCUGAGUACAUGGGUGUUCUGGAGUUUGGUCUGUACGUGUUUAAGUGAAUAAAAUGGAUAAAGACAACCUCACCGUGGUCCUGCAAGCUAAAGGAGAUCUCAGAUUGGAACAGCGUCCCAUUCCAGAACCAGGACCAAAUGAGGUGUUAAUUCAGAUGCAUUCUGUGGGCAUCUGUGGAUCAGACGUGCACUAUUGGCAGAACGGCCGCAUCGGGGACUUUGUGGUGAAACAGCCCAUGGUUUUGGGACAUGAAGCCUCUGGUCGUGUGGUGAAAGUGGGCUCUGCUGUGACGCACCUCAGAGCAGGGGACAGAGUUGCCGUUGAGCCUGGAGUUCCUCGUGAAGUAGAUGAGUUCUUUAAAUCUGGACACUACAAUCUGUCUCCCAGCAUAUUCUUCUGUGCCACUCCUCCAGAUGAUGGAAACCUAUGCAGAUACUACAAACACAAUGCAAACUUCUGCUACAAGCUUCCCGAUAAUGUGACCUAUGAGGAGGGAGCCCUGAUUGAACCCUUGUCAGUGGGCAUUCAUGCUUGCAGGCGGGCAGGAGUCACUCUUGGAAGCUCAGUGUUUGUCUGUGGUGCAGGACCAAUUGGGCUGGUAUCUUUGUUGGCGGCCAAAGCCAUGGGUGCUUCACAAGUAAUAAUAAGCGAUUUGUGUUCUGAUCGGCUUGCCAAGGCUAAAGAGAUCGGGGCAGAUUUCCUGCUUCAUGUGAAGAAAGAGGACGAACCAAAGGAGAUGGCCAAAAAAGUGGAGGGAAUGCUGGGUCGCAUGCCUCAAAUCAGCAUAGAAUGCACUGGAGUGCAGAGCAGCAUUCAAACAGCCAUCUAUGCGACCCGUUCGGGAGGAGUGGUGGUGCUGGUUGGGCUUGGUACAGAGAUGACCACUGUACCUCUUCUCAAUGCAGCUGUCAGAGAAGUUGACAUCAGAGGUGUAUUCCGCUACUGUAAUACCUGGCCGGUGGCCAUUUCUAUGUUGGCGUCUAAGAAGGUGAACGUCAAGCCCCUGGUCACCCACCGUUUCUCACUGGAGCAGGCUGUGGAGGCCUUUGAAACCACCCGCCAGGGACUAGGGGUUAAAGUCAUGUUAAAAUGUGACAAGAAUGACCAAAACCCAUGAGAUCUACUCUCAUGGACCCACACCUGAUUACUGCCUAGCAACAGUGGCUUGAAUAAAUUUGUUUGAUCCAGCUAAUUUUGCGAGUAACCUCAGGUACAACAGUCAUAGGAAUUAAGUGAUACUUCUUCACAGUGGAUCUAAUUGUUUAUAAUUCCAGUUGUAUUAUAACUUAAUGAAUAUGUAGCAUUUUACAUUAUUAAAGUGUUUAUAAACAAA